GCUCCCCACCCCCUCCUUUUUUUUUUUUUUUUUUUUUUUUGACAGUCAGUUAAUAAAGACUCAACAAUAAGCAGCUGCCAGUGAUGUCAUUUGGGACUUUGUCCACGGAGCUUGUAUUUACAAGCUCGGAGCAACCGCGGAGCCGCGUGCACGGAGGGAGCAGCCUCCGCAAACUUGCUCUGAAGUCUCUGCAGGACUUUGCUGCCGCUCCGGGCUCCGGCCGGUCAGGAAAACCUCCUAGCGCGGCCUUUUAAUGCUUCAAAAAAUAAACAGAGGAUAACUCGCUCACUCGGGAGGAAAGUUUUAGCUGGAGAGAGUGUUGCAGUUCCUGUGUCUGUCUCCAGGGCUGUGAUAGGUGUUGACUGAAGCGCUAACUGCAACUUUUCUAUAUUUGGGGACAUUCCUACAUUAUGACCACCUCCUCCCAACAUUGAAGCUGGGACUCAAAUUUCCAGCCUCCCUUGCAACUGGGAUGCACACAUAUGACUUGAGGCCCACCAACCAGACGUACUGUGAGAGAACUCAUUCCUGAAUGACCCUGGAAACAGAGGGGGAAUUCUUAUAAAUCACAAAGGAAAAUAAAUAACUUCACCCAUGGAGGGAAAGAGACAGCUUGAGAAAAGGGACUUUGGAAAAAGGCUGUCUCUAGACAGCAGUCUUGUGGAAUACAUGGACUCCAAUAAAUACAUUGAGCAUCUGCUAACUCAACUUGAGGAGAAACACAGAAGUCUCUGGAGGGAGAAACUGGCUGUGGCCCGACUGCAGCGAGAAGUUGCCGAAAGGAGAAGUGAGGGCGCCAUGCACGAGAAGCUGAUACAUGAAUUGGAAGAGGAGAGACACUUACGUCUUCAGAGUGAGAAGCGGUUGCAGGAGGUAACACUGGAGUCGGAGCGCAGCCGGAUUCAGAUGCGUGGCCUGCAGCAGCAGUUCUCCAGGAUGGAAGAAACAGUACGAAAUCUAUUGCAGAGUCAAGGACCUCCAGAGCAGAAAAAAGAAGACACUGUUAAUAUAAUGGUCUAUCAGGAAACGCUGUCAGAAGAUGAGAGAAAACACAAAGAAGCUUUGGAAGAUCUUCACAUGGCAGUCGAUGAAGACUCCAGGAGCGAGAGCAGCAGUGCAGACGAGGGCAAAGAGAAGACCAAACUGCUGUUGGAAAGGCUCAAAGCUCUAGAGGCAGAGAAUUCAGCACUGGCUUUGGAAAAUGAGAAUCAAAGGGAGCAGUAUGAGCGAUGCCUCGAUGAGGUAGCCAACCAAGUUGUUCAGGCUCUGCUCACUCAAAAGGAUCUAAGGGAGGAAUGCGUGAAGUUGAAAACAAGAGUGUUCGAUCUGGAACAACAGAACCGCACAUUAAGCAUACUGUUCCAGCAGCGGCUUAGGCCAGCCUCCGACCUCCUCCUCCAGAAACUUCACUCACGCAUCUUACAUCUUUCAUCCGGAGAUCUGCUAGCAGAGGUGGAAAGGAGCCGGAGUCUGACACAGACACGGAGCGAUGCCGAGACGCACGAAUGCCAGCUGAGCGCCAAGCCAGGAGCCCCUGCCUUGAAAGGCCCCAGCUCGGGGGUUGCCCUCCCUGGUCACCUCUGUCCCCGCAGUCGCUGCAGCAGCAGCGAGCUGUCCCUUUCCAGCACCUGCAGCGAGUACUCCAGCGGCUCCUCCUGCACGUGGCACGAUGGGAAGAACCUCAGGAAAAAGCCAUCUUCACAAAACUGGGAUAAAAGGCUAAGUAUUGGCUCCUCCCUCCCGAGCGGCUUUGCUAGUCCUACCGAUGAACUACCUCCAACGACCCGUAUCAAGGAAAGCCACAUUCUGGAAGGACUGAGGAAGCUGCAAAAGCGGAGAGUGUUACUUGAACCCCCCUCAGUGAUAACCAAAUGGGGCUACAAAGAUUGCAUGAACUCCAACGAAGGAAUAUAUUCUCCAGGAAUUAAGAGCAGCCCCAAGGAGCAUGCCCCCUGCAAAACAGCGGACCUGGGGGGCGGCUGCAGGGAGCCCCUCCAGGCAUUUGUUUAUGACACAGAUUCCCACGACGACCCCAACGAGGACCCUUCCGCCUUCGCAUGGACCCACGCCCUUCCCAGCCAGGCCUGCAGACUGCACGGCUGCAAGCUGACCCACAGCGUCUCCGACAGUCUGUUUAGCUGGGAGCUGCAGGGAAGUCACCUUUCCGAAGGCCCCUCUGUCUACCCCGGAGAGAGACCCGAAAAGCUGAGCAGCUGUGCCAGCGGCUGCUCCCCGGAGAGGAAGCAGGCGCCCAAGGGACAGAGAGAGGGGGGUCCCAGCAGCCGGGGCCAUGUGGCCGUCAGCCUCCAGCUCUCAGACACCGACGACAACGACACCCUGGACGAGCUGCACAUCGGGAGCAGCGACGAGAAGAGCCCCUCGGACCUGUCACUGGCCACCGACACCGACAAGUCCACGGAGAACCUGGAUGCCCCGGUGGGGCUUGGGAGGAGACCUCCGCUGGAGCCCCCCGGGGAGGGGGACCAGGCGCCCGGCCGCCCGGAGAGGCCGCGGACCUUGGGCUUCCUGCGGCAGCAGCGCGUGGUGCGGAGGACGUCCUCGGAGGAGUGCAUGACGGUCAUCUACGACGCGGAGGACGGCGAGCCCAUCGAGUUCAGUUCCCAGCAGACCGGGGUGGUCACUGUCACCAGGAACGAGGUCUCCAUCGCCCAGGCCCAGCGCCCGGGACCCGCUGGCCUCCAGCCCGGAGCUGCCCGCGGCCCCGCCUUCACCUCUGCAGAGGGGCCCGCGGGGGUGGCAGCCUGCAGCAUCCCGGGGGGCCCAAGGGGCGGCGUGGGGACCCUCCUGGUCCCCGAGGCACCUGCCGCCGGGCCCCUCAGCCCCAGGACGAUGGCACCGCCAAACAUUCAGAGACAGAAGCUGGUCGGACCCACGCGGAGCACCGGCCAGAGGACCUGCAGGUCCCCGGGAGCCGUGGGCCUCCACCUGAAGCCUAGUCUGAGCAAAAUCCCCUCCAGGGGCAAGCCCUCCCCGCAGAAGCCCAAACCCACGGAGCCUGAGGCCUGCAGGAGGGGGCCCUCCUCGGGCCCCAUGACCCCCGAGAAGGCGCCGGCCCCGGCUCCAGGGAGGCUGCCCCGCGGCAGGAGGGCCGAGGGUCCCGCGCCCCCUGCUGACCUGCAGCCCGACGCCCACUCGGCAAAGCGCGGCUCCCAAGCGCCCCGCCGGAGGGAGGGGGCCCAGGGCCCUACGAGCCAGCCGUCAGCGCCCCUCGGGGGGCCCGGGGGCCACGGAGAGCCCCUCCCGAGGGACAAGCCCUGCCCGGGGCCUACAUCCCCUCCCCCGCCGCCCCCUCCGGGUAGGUCGGUGUCCCUGCUCCUCAGGCCCCGGUAUGACUGUGGGCCGCCGGCCCCCGCCGCCCGGCCUGAAGCCAGGGCCUCCAUCGAAGCUGCACGGGCUGCCCUCAGGGCUCCCCUCCUGAAAGGAUCCUCCGCGCCUGCCAUCUCCUCCAGCCACACAGAAGCGCUGGGGAGGAAACCUUCCGUGGCCUUCCAGAAGCCCCUCCUCGCUCACCCCCUGGUUCCCCGAGACACGGGGGUGCAAACCAGAUGCCCCACGUACACCCCCUGCAGCUCAUUGGCCGUGAUGGCCCCGGGGCCCCCUAAGGGCUCUCCAAAGAGAGGGAUCCCCAACACACCACCUCAUCCAACCCUUGGGGCCCCGCACACGGACACGGGGUUACGGGUCCCCAAGAGCUGGCCUGCAGCCCAUGAGCCACUGGAAGCAGCGGCCUCGGACAGUCCGUCUCCGGGGAGAAAAGGACCAGCCGAUGACAGCGCCUCUGCGUCGCCCACGCCUUCCUUCCCGGGGGCGAACGAGCCGCCUCCAUCUCAGAGCAUCAGCCCUUCCGCCCCCUGCAGAAGCCAUAGCGCCCCCCACGGGGGUGCGCACCCCCCUGAGAAGGGAGUGAAGCCGCGCCUAGCGGCCGGGCUCCGGGCCCUCCUGAGGUCCCCGCAGCCGCCCAGGAGGAGCUCCACGGUGCCCGGGAAGCAGGAGAAAGACAGCCUCAACGAGGCCUCCCGGAGCUCCGCGGCCGCCAGCAAGCCGCGGCCGGCGCGCUCGGGGAGCCCCGUGGGCCCUGAGGCCGCCGCGGGCGCGGGACACAGCCCCCCGCUGGGUUUCGGGGCCCCGGAGGGCCUGGCCCUGGCCGGGGGGCUGCCCCUGGAAGCGGCCACGCCAGAGACACUGGAAAACCUCGCCCCCGGGGCCCCUGGAAAGGACGGGGCGGACAGCAGGUACGUGAAGAGAUCCCUCUCCUCCAGCAAGCCGCACCCGAAGCCGGCCCUGGGCAUGAAUGGGGCGAAGGCCCGUAGCCAGAGCUUCAGCGCCCACGCGGGGGACAAGCCGCCCACGGAAGGGCCAGGCAGGGUCCGAACUCAGAUCAUCACCAACACAGCGGAGAGAGGCAGCUCCCUCACCAGGCAGAGCUCCUCUGAGGGCUCCCCCAGCAAGACCUCGGCCGCCCCCACCCUCGAGGGUCUCCCUGGCGGCGCUGGGCGGCCCCCGCAGGCGCCCUCCAGGCAGGGCUCCCUGGGCAGCACGGGCAGCGCCUGCAGCCAGCAGGGCAGCCCCAGCAGGUUGCCUUUGCGGGUCCCUCCGCCACCAGAGGGGCUCCUGGCCACACCUGGCCCCCAAGACCCGCAGGCCUGCAUCCAGGGAGGCUGCCCGGGGGUGGCUGAGCCUAAAGGGCCAGGCAAUGACCCAUGCCCACGGGCCCCGCAGAGCCCAGGGAGCACCCAGCGCCCAAGCGGCUGUGAAACCAGCAGGGCCGCCAAGCUAGAAGCUUCUGGGAGGCAUGCAGAUCCUACUAUCACCAGGACUGCGGCCGCUGCGAGCCCAGAAGCCCCCCUCUCCCCCUCCAUCGAAGAAAAGGUCAUGUUGUGCAUUCAGGAGAACGUGGAGAAGGGCCAAGUGCAGACAAAGGCCGCGUCUGUGGAAGCCAAGCCGCGGCCCGGGCCUUCCUUCGCCAGCUGGUUCGGUUUUCGGAGGAGCCGCCUCCCCGCUCUCAGCAGCAGGAAGAUGGAGGCCUCCAAACCCAAAGUGGAGAAGAAGGACGCCAAAGGCCUGGGCUUCGGACACAAACAGCUAAAAGCCGAGCGGAAGAAGGACAAGAAGAAGCCUGAGCUGCAGAGUGAGGUGGAGAGUGAGCCUCGCAGAGACCCAGAGCUGCCGGGUCCUCCAGACGCUGUCUUCCACAGCAAAAGCAGUCGGAAAGCAGCGCAAGACAUCUGCGAGCAAGGGAAGUGUGAACCCAGAAACAGACCCAGUCCUGUUGCAUGUCCAACAAAAGACACCUUUAUGACCGAGCUUUUGAGCAGAGUUGAUAAGAGAGCAGCUCCACAGACAGAAAGUGGAUCAAGCAGUGUUUCCUGCCGGAGCGUGAUAAAGGGCAGCUCCCAGGGCUCCUGUCUCACCAGUGGCUCCAGCAGCGCGCAAGGAAACCACAAGAAAACCCUCAAAGCCAAAGCCGAGGCAGACAUGCCCAAGGGCUCCCUGGUAAAAGAGACAACUGAAAACCUGAAAGAGGAUGAAGAAGAUACAGUUGUAGAUUCUGCAUUUCAGAGCCACAUCAUAGAGUCCAACUGCCAGAUGAGGACGCUCGACAGUGGGAUCGGGACUUUCCCACUCCCAGACUCCGGGACUCGCUCAGCCGGACGGUACAUGUGCCAGGCAGAUCCCUCCGCGGACACGGAGCCUGACCUGUGCCUCCAGCCGGUCCUUUGUGCAGCCCCUUCUACCAGAGCCCAGACCCUUGAACGAGAAGUGCCUUCCUCCGCCGACAGCCAGGACUUUGCAGACAACGCCAUCGUUCACUCCACGUCCGACCCCACCAUGACCGCCAGGGGGACGCGACCUCUGCAGAGUCGUCUCCCCAAACCAGCCUCCUCAGGAAAAAUCCAUUCCCAAAAGCAGAAUGAAGCCGAGCCAUGGCCUCAGACCUGCUCGUCAGUAUGUGCUGAGAACACACUGGCCAGGGAGCUGCUUCCAGACUGGCGGGGUGAAGACCCCCCCGCGGACACCCAGAAAUUGAAACAAGUUGAAGAAACAAAAGAGGAUCCUGAGAAUAGAUUAUCUAAAAUUUCCCUGGAGUCGUUCAAUAAAUACAACAGCAAUACUGUGAUUUUAUUAGAAAAAGAGAAGAACUCUCCGAACAAGGUUGAAGGAAGAAAGGAAGAAAAAGAAAAAAAUGAGGAGGCCUCUUUGAGUAGCUCAGACAGGCCUGGGGUAGACAAUUUGGAAUCUUUGAGUGAUUCUUUGUAUGAUAGCUUCUCUUCCUGUGCAAGUCAGGGUUCGAAUGAUGCAUAAAGGACUUUUCCCCCCUUAGUGAGCUGGAAAUGGAGCACCUCAGAAACAGGGUUGGGAGGGGCAGGCAGAGAUGACAAUAAUAAACUAUUACCACACCAGCGCCUGUGCUUUCAGGCUCGCAGCAGGGGACCCACUGGAGCUUUCUUCUCUGACAGGGCAAUAAAGACAGACUCCAUGUGUUGUUUCCUAAGGAUUAAAAGUAAACACACCCACAAUGCAGAAGUCUUAAUUUUGCACUUUUUAAAAUACUUUGUACAGAAGUUGUAAAUUUUUUGGAAAAGAAGUUAUAUUUGUAGGAAAAAAGAAAGCAAUAAGUUAAAUCAGUGCCAUGCUCUUGAAAUGAUGUACUAAGUCUUUCAGAAGUGGAUGAUAAUAUAUUUUUAAGAUUCCAACUAAAGUUUUUGUCCAGUUCAUCUUCUUGUGCUUAAAUUGUUUGUGGGUUCACUCCGAAAACCUAAAACAGGGCCUGCAAAAACAAAAAACAAAACACAAAACUAACGAACAAAACAACAACAGAGACUCAUUAUCAUCUCCAACUCCCCAUCUUGAUUUGAUAUAAACUUUAAUUCUAGUGUAACUUCAAAAUUGUUGCCAGAACUAUGGAGGCUUAGUAAUGAGCAUAAUUCCGCUCCUACUGAGAAAUGUAAAGAGAACUGAAGUGUGACACUGAUCCCUGGGGAUGCGUAUCAGAAGUGACCUGAUUCUAUUUUCAAUAGCAGAUCUCCUUCCCAAACAUUUCCUUCCACCUCCUCUACUUAGUCCUUCACUAUGAUUCGGGACACUUUUGUUGAUUUUUAUUUUCCUGCUCUUUUUAUUAAAAUCUGGGCAAUUUAGAGUGAAAGCAAAUUUCUAUAUACAAUGUUCACUUAAAAAAAUUUUUAACGGUUGGUGCUAUGAAAAAUUCUUACUUUUUAAUAUCCCUUUUUUCUACAAAGUGUUUAUAUGUAAGGAUAAAUUCUAUUUUAAAGGUUAUGUGUAUUUUUUCUAGAUGUGAACUAUUUAUAAUGGUUUUUGUACAGGAGCUUGUAAACUAGGCGUAAUAGAAAUAUUUUUUAGACUCUGUAUAGUUACUUUAGUACACACCUGUUUCUUUAAAGACUGUUGUAUGAUCAGUGUUAUUUGGUACAUUUGUGCAAUUUGUUAUAUUUGGAUUUAAAUGAACAUUAUGUAACGUGUCGUCGUCUUUCAGACCUUUAAAAAUUCUUUUGAUUCAUUUCUGAAUAAAAGUCAUAUCACAAU
Pipistrellus kuhlii (Kuhl's pipistrelle) is the source of this 7563-nucleotide messenger RNA. It is a transcript of the gene NCKAP5, whose product is annotated as NCK associated protein 5. NCBI's taxonomy places the organism in Eukaryota, Metazoa, Chordata, Mammalia, Chiroptera, Vespertilionidae. The record is from RefSeq and is a predicted model, not a curated record. Gene Ontology annotation, biological process: microtubule depolymerization; microtubule bundle formation. Gene Ontology annotation, cellular component: microtubule plus-end. The transcript has 19 exons. Bases 595 to 6324 code for a protein of 1909 amino acids.